GCCCCCUUUUCAUUUCAUCCUCCAUGAGAUCAUAAUGCACCACAAACACACCGAGAGCCGGCUAUUUACGGAGAGUUAGUUGUAAUCAAAGAAAGGAUUAUGGCUUCAGAAGCGGUGGAACUGAAUGGAGACGCUAACAGAAGUGAUUCAAGACCGCGUCCUCGGCAGAGCCAGUUGUCAAGGGACACCCCGAUUAACAUGAACCAUUACGCCAAUAAGAAGAGUGCAGCAGAGAGCAUGCUGGAUAUCGCCCUGCUGAUGGCCAACGCCUCCCAGCUGAAGACCGUCCUGGAGCUGGGACCCACGUUCUCCUUCUACAUUCCUCUCAUCAGCCUCAUCAGCAUCUCCCUCAUCCUACAGAUCCUCGUGGGGGUCUUGCUAAUCUUCAUAGUAAAGUGGAAUCUGAACGACACGCGUAAACACUACAUACUGAAUCUUCUGGAGAACAUCGUCACAGCUCUCGUCUUUAUCAUCGUAGUAGUAAACGUUUUCAUCACAGCAUUUGGCGUCCAAAAACCAAAUGACACGAAAUCAUGACCGCCAACGCGAGUUUAGGAUGUCAUGCAGCUCUACAUAUCCGGACGCGUGUUAUCAAGCACCAAGACAUAUGUCAUGACAUAUUCAAACGUGCCUCGAUGCAAAGGCCUUAUGUUUUGCAGAACCUUUUAUUAGUCCCAAAAUAAGCUGAUAACAGCUUAAAGAAUACAGAUGCAAUUUAAAAAUGCAACUCCCAUGUGAUAAUUUCAUGGGUAAUUGUUUAAUUGUAUAGCUAAAUCAAUGCAUCAGUUUUGAAAUUGAUCUUUACUGAGAUUUAAAAUAGUCAAGACAGAGACUGGACGUAGGAUACCUUUCCAGCCAGAAAUGGGACGUUCACAUUGGACCUUCACACUUCCUGCCUGAUCACCGGAUCAGAUGUCUGUAUAAGAUGAUGGACUCAUUUUAUGUGUGGUUCAACACCAUGCAACUUUCUCGCACACGUACGUUUGUAUUCGUUUUUACUUACAGGUCAUGUUUAAAGGGUUUGCUGCAUGAAGUCUGAGAACAAAGUAACUGCAGUGAAGAGUGUUUAAAUCCAGUAUCAUAAAUGCAGCAUUUUUUACUUGUAUUAACCCAAAAACGUCAGAAAUUGAGGGGUUUGUUUUUUAGAAUUUGUAUAAGAGCGCCAUCUACUGAUUAGACAAAGCGUCUUUUGCCGUUCAAUAGUUUUAUUAUUUUACAUUUUAAUGUUUCGUUUUUUGAUGUUUGUUGUGAUUUGCUACUCAUGUUUAUGUUUCUUGGACGUUUUUUUUAUAUUUUAUAUCGAUAUUGUUUGUAUAAAUGGCCAAAGAUUUGUUUUUCACUUUUAGAGAACAUUAUGGAGUCUUAAAAUAAAAAAUAUAUAUGUAUCAGUAGACCUCUUUAUGUUCAGAACUGCACAC
Messenger RNA from Puntigrus tetrazona (Sumatra barb), 1418 nucleotides. RefSeq names its product ninjurin 1 (gene ninj1). Gene Ontology annotation, cellular component: membrane. The transcript is spliced from 3 exons. Gene Ontology annotation, biological process: cell adhesion; tissue regeneration. Lineage: Eukaryota; Metazoa; Chordata; Actinopteri; Cypriniformes; Cyprinidae. The record is from RefSeq and is a predicted model, not a curated record. The coding region runs from base 100 to 537 and encodes 145 amino acids.